Messenger RNA from Megalops cyprinoides (Indo-Pacific tarpon), 2690 nucleotides. Its product is annotated as uromodulin-like. Gene Ontology annotation, molecular function: calcium ion binding. The transcript has 14 exons. Lineage: Eukaryota; Metazoa; Chordata; Actinopteri; Elopiformes; Megalopidae. The record is from RefSeq and is a predicted model, not a curated record. Gene Ontology annotation, cellular component: membrane. Bases 116 to 2533 code for a protein of 805 amino acids.
CACAAUCUCUUAAAGUCCACUGCAGUGGGUAUGUAAACCUGCAGGCAGAGAAGGGUGCAACAGACCUCACUAAGCAAUUGAAUCUCAUCUGGCUGAAAAAAAAAACGUCGGACGAAUGAUGACUUACGGUGCCUUGGUGCUGCUAGUACUGACAUCGGCCAUCGCUACGACUAAAGCAGAUGUGGUUGUCACCAGCUGUGAGGCGUGCCACGAGAAUGCCACCUGCCGCACGUCUCCUGGCGUCCCUGCGACCAGAACGUGCAGCUGUGGGGACGGCUUCGUGGGCGACGGUCUCACCUGUUAUUACAACAGCACAGCCUGCGAUGGCGACCAGCCCUGCUGUCAUCCGGGCUACCGCUGGUCUACGGAGCGCGGGUGCGAGGACGUCGACGAGUGCGCGUUGCGUGGGGUGGCGUGUGCCCAAUUUAUGGUUUGCGAAAACACGAUCGGGUCCUACGACUGCUUGCUGCCCAAACCACCCCCUGACUCGCACUCUCUGCUGUUCGGCUGCGGGGAUGUUGUGUGCCCGGCGGGGGAGGAUUGCGUAAGUAUCAACGGCACACCCCGCUGCCUGGACCCGUGCCAGCACUACUCCGUACUCAACGAUCCAUGGCGCGCCACUGACUUCUCUGCUAAUCACAGCGUGCCGGUGUGUGAUAGCCGAGACGACUGGCACGGCUGGUACCGCCUGUACCUGGGAAACGCGAGCGUGCAGAUGCCAGAGAAGUGCGUCGAGCGGCACAGGUGCGGGACAGACGCCCCGCUGUGGCUCAAGACCCCUCACCCAGCCGUGCAGGACGGAAUCGUCAAGCGUCGCGUCUGCGGGAGCUGGGAGCAAGGCUGCUGCCAGUUUGAAUCGAAUCCUAUCCACGUCAAAGCCUGUCCCGGAAAUUACUUCGUCUACAAGUUAGUCAGCACUAGAGCCUGUCGACUGGGGUACUGUGCAGACGUCAACACCGCUGUGUGCGGAUGCCAGGAAGAUGAAAUCUGUGUGAGGCAGGACCAAGUCACCUGGAGGUGCGAGAGACAGUUGGUUUCCCAGAUCAGACUGUCUGAUGGAAAUAAUCACUGCUCGGGGAGGGUGGAGGUCUAUCACAGAGGACAAUGGGGAACAGUGUGUGACGACUUCUGGGAUUUGCGUGACGCUGAUGUUGUGUGCCGACAGCUGGGCUGUGGAAGGGUUUUGUCUUCCCUCAGCUCCGCCCACUUUGGACCAGGCAGAGGACCGAUCUGGUUGGACGAUGUGCAGUGCACAGGUCAUGAGGACUCUCUCACACAGUGCAAACACCUCGGGUUUGGGAGGCAUAACUGUGGGCACGAUGAAGACAUCGGUGUGGUUUGCACAGUGGGUACCCGCAUCAGACUGAUCGAUGGAGGUAAUCGCUGCUCUGGGAGGGUGGAGAUCUUCCACAACGGCCAGUGGGGAACGGUGUGUGAUGAUUCAUGGGAUAGGAACGACGCUGAGGUGGUGUGCAGACAGAUGGGCUGUGGGAGGGCUGUGUCCGCUCACGGCUCCGCCCGCUUUGGAGAAGGCAGCGGGCCGAUCUGGUUGGACGAUGUGCAGUGCUUUGGCAAUGAGUCCGCUCUCACACAGUGCAGGCACCCUGAGUUUGGGACACACAACUGUGGGCAUGGUGAAGACGCAGGUGUGGUUUGCUCAGAGCCGUCCUCCUUCCCCGCCCCGCAGCUGGUGUGUGGGAGGAGCUUCCUGCAGGCGGGGCUUCUCAGGGCUCCCCUGGAGGCGGGCGGCCUGGACGUCUCGUCCGCGCACCUGGCAGACGCCAGCUGCGGCGUGCACCGGGAACAGAGCGGCACCGUGUGGUUUCAGGCGGAGCACAGGGAGGGAAGCUGUGGGACCCGGCUGAGGAUGAAUGGAACCCAUGCCAUUUACUCCAAUAUUUUGUUUGUCUACCCCAUAACUGAGGGGAGCUCUGAGACUUUUUCCAGUCCCGUGAGCUUCCCGUUUUCCUGCGUGUUCCCCCUGGAUGUGAAUGUCAGCCUGGGCGUGGCCAUCAAGCCAUUUUUAACUAUGGAGGAGGUGGGGGUUGUGGGGGUGGGCCCCAGUCCCAGGGCCACCAUGUCUCUCUACCGCAACGCCAACUACACAGACCCCUACUCUAUGGGUGUGGUCGUCCUGCCUCUGGGCUCCGCCCUGCAUGUGGGAGUGACUGUGGAGGCUGCAGAGAUGGACGGGUUUGUGGCCAUUCUGGAGGACUGCUACAUCACGCCCUCCUCAGAUUCAGAUGACCCAGUGCAGCACUUCCUGAUCAAGAAAAGGUGUCCCAGCAACCCUCGCUUGGUGACAGUGGAAGAGAGGGGGCCCCCUCUCCAGCGGCGUUUCUCCGCUCGGCUCUUCUUAUUCACUGGAAACUAUGACAACUUCUACCUGCACUGCAAUCUGAACCUUUGCGACAGCACAGAGAACUCCUGCUCCCAAACCUGCCACAGAUCCAGGGUAUCCCGAUCCGUCUCCCAAAACGAGCCCCUGACCCUCGGACCCAUCACCUGGGAGAAGGCCCAAGAGGAUUCCUAAGCAUCUACAGGAUCACCUACCCCAUAAGUGGGGACCUGCCUCUCGGUUUCAGGGUCUCUGGAGCUUCCAGGGCUCAUGGAACUCUCCCUGCUCGCUUUGCGUAGUCACAUCGGCUGCAGACUGUCCUGUCCCUGUUCUGAUCUCUUUUAUGUGUCCU